Fusarium odoratissimum NRRL 54006 is the source of this 2905-nucleotide messenger RNA. RefSeq lists its product as uncharacterized. The record is from RefSeq and is a predicted model, not a curated record. The transcript is spliced from 3 exons. The coding region runs from base 112 to 2046 and encodes 644 amino acids. Gene Ontology annotation, biological process: maturation of 5S rRNA; mRNA cis splicing, via spliceosome. NCBI's taxonomy places the organism in Eukaryota, Fungi, Ascomycota, Sordariomycetes, Hypocreales, Nectriaceae. Gene Ontology annotation, cellular component: U4/U6 x U5 tri-snRNP complex.
UGCUCAUCAACCUCAGGCCUAUCUUUCUGCCUACCAAGAAAUAGUCCUUUUUGUCGUCUAACAUAGUCGCAUCACGUAUAUCGACGUUGCCAUCGCGAUACGACUGCCAAGAUGGACGCCGCAACGAUCGAAGAGACGAACAGAAUUCGUAUCUCCCUGGGAAUGAAGCCUCUGCCUGUCCCAGGAGCAGAUAACACCAGUCAAACUCAGUCAAUGUACGCGGAUGGCGAUGCACCUAGCACACUGGAGAGCCGCCAAGCUCAGGCCUACGACAACUACAAUAAGGUGAUUGAAGCGGAAAAGGCAAAGAAGAAGCGCGAAGAGAAAGCCGCAGCUAUCCGAAAAGCCCGGGAGCAGGCGCAACGAAAUGCAGUUCUGGAAGGCAAAGGCUUCGGAGAAGUCGAAGAGGGUGGCGAUCUUAGCGCCAAAGACUGGCUCAUUGGACAAAAGAAGCGACAGAAGAAGAUCGCCAAAGUCAGGAAAUUGGAGGAGGAGCUGGCCGCAGCCGAGGCUGAAGCUGCUGCAGCAGUCCAGUAUACUUCCAAGGAUCUUGCUGGUAUCAAAGUUGGACAUGACACAGCGGAUUUCCUCGAUGGCGACGACCAAAUUCUCACCCUCAAGGAUACAACCAUUGAUGAGAACGAGGAAGAAGGCGAUGAGCUGGAGAACCUGAACAUGCGCGAGGCCGAAAAGCUUGCCGAGAGACUUGACAAUAAGAAGAAGAAACCAGGUUACAACCCUCUCGAUGACGACGAGGAGGGUGAGCGUGGUAUUCUAUCACACUACGAUGAAGAGAUCGAGGGCAAGAAAUCCAAGAAGUUCACCCUUGACACAAGUGGCGUCAUUGCAGAGCUCUCAGAUAUUCUUGAGAAACCGGUUGACAAGACAAAGAACGGCCAGAACGUGAGCUUGGACGACGUUAUUGGUGAUGCCCCUAUUUCUUCAGACUAUAUAGACCCCUCACAGAUCAAAGUCAAGAAGCCUAAAAAGAAGAAGGGCAAGAAGGGGACCAGACAAAAGCCCACAGACGAUGACGAUCUCUUUCCCAUUGAAACAACACCCAUAGAUGACGCGAUGGACAUUGACUCAAAAGACACGACGACUAAGAAGAGAAAGGCAGUCGAUGAUACUUUUGUGGAUGACGACGACCUUCAAGCAACACUCGCGAUCCAAAGAAAGAAUGCCUUGAAGAAGCGAAAGAAGACCCGGCCCGAAGACAUCGCCCGGCUGCUUAAGGAGGAAGAUAACGAGCCAGAACCAGCAGAGCAACCAGAGGGUGGCCUUGUUCUCGAUGAAGUCUCGGAGUUUGUUGCAGGCCUAAGUAAACCCGGCGAAAACGAAGAGCGCAAGCCCAGAAGACCGAAGACUGUAUCAAAGUCCCCAGAACCCGAUGACGAUCACCCCAUGGGCGACGAUGCAGAAGUGGUUGAAGAGAAGCCCCAGCCAUCGGCUGUCGAGGAGUUGGAUGAGACGGGCGUCGAAGAAGAGAAGGCCGUUGGUGCAGGUAUGGGUGCGGCUCUCGCGCUAUUAAGAGAGCGUGGUCUCGUGGAAGAUACGCGUGGAGACGCGGAAUAUACCAGCUUGCGAAACCGAGAAGACUUCCUCGCCAAGAAGCGUCUUUUGGAAGAAGAGCUGGACGAGCAGGCACGCGCCCAGCGAGAGCGUGACCGUACAAGUGGCAAGCUGGAUAGAAUGUCAGUUCGUGAGCGUGAGGAGUGGGCACGUCAACAAAAUACCUGGCGAGAUCAGCAGCAGUCUCGACGCAUGGCCGAGCUGUUCUCAGCAGGAUACAAACCCAACGUCGACAUCAAGUACACCGAUGACCACGGCCGUUCUCUUGACCACAAGGAGGCGUUCAAGUACAUGAGCCACAAGUUCCAUGGCAAGGGAAGCGGCAAGGGCAAGACAGAGAAACGGCUCAAGAAGAUUGAGGACGAGAAGCGACGCGAAGCACAGAGCAUGUUUGACGCAAGUUCUGCCGGUAUGAGUCUGGCAGCUCAACAGCAGCUCAAGAAGCGACGGGAAGCUGGCGUACGACUUGCAUAAUUCACUUGACUUUUUAUCACAGAAUGGAGUUGGGGGCUACGAAUAGUAAUACCGGCAAUGGACAAUUCAGAUCAACGAAAAGAUUUAGAUCCAAGGUAUGUUUUGUAUUCAACUAACUCUGCCCUAGGCUCCUGUCCCCCCCCCUUUACUUGUUUCCCACGGAGACCCCUUUUUGAUAACCCCUUGAUUCUCUCAGUCCCCAGGAAAAUACGAGUUCAAAGCAUGAGCUUCAAGUGAAACAUUGCCCCUAUCAUCAUUUCUUUACGAUAACCUGGCCUUUGUUCUCAGCCGCCAUCUCAUUCCAGGUCCUCUUCAUGUCUCUCAUUGCCUCAUCCACCUCCCCUUCCAUAGCCUGCGCCAUCUUCAAAGCCAGGGUUGACCCCUGAUCUGACUUACUAGCCGAUGAUGAGAACAAUGGCAGGGGGGUCGUACUGUCGUGGUGGCUGGAGUUGUUUAUCUUGGUAAAUGUGAGUCCAGGAGGGAGUUGAGAAGACAUGAUUGUUCGUGAAAUCGAGAACCUAGAAUGAUUAGCCGAUGAACUGUUUGUGACUUACCUGCAAAGCCUGCCUGCUGGAGAUGAUGUAAGGAUGGUUAGUUGAAUGGUUCUUGGUGUCAGGGCUGGCACAAACGAGCUUCUUAUACCAAGAUGCUCGUUGUUAGUGGUCUGCGAAUAUGUGAAGGUUCAACGAACAUCACCUUUGUUGAGAAAAUGACCUUGGUGAUUUUCUUCCUUGUGUGCUCUACAUAUACGUAGUUGUUCGUAGAAUCAGUAAAGCUGAACUGCUGGAAAAAGUUGCUGUUCGCUUCAACUCUUUCAAACAACGCAUAGUUUAGAAACAGAACCCCAGUAUAUGUCAUG